Molecule: messenger RNA, 2466 nt
Organism: Amyelois transitella
Lineage: Eukaryota; Metazoa; Arthropoda; Insecta; Lepidoptera; Pyralidae
Product: alpha-(1,3)-fucosyltransferase C
Exons: 2
Coding region: 325-1521 (398 amino acids)
Cellular component (GO): membrane
Molecular function (GO): alpha-(1->3)-fucosyltransferase activity
Source: RefSeq, a predicted model, not a curated record
CAUAUCAAUGGAUAUUACUAAUGUUAGUCUCUGCCCACACAUUUGAAUAGAAGAACAGUUUAUUCAUUAUACUUUAAAUUGUAUAUAAAAACGUUAUAUUUAGUUUGAUUGUUAGAAUUAUCAAAGUGCCUCGUUUCAGUAUUCGCUAUAAUCUGACCAUUACUACAAUUCUAUAGAUUUCAAAAAAAAGAACAUGUAAUCAUGACAAAAAUGUUGUUAAUAAUUUGAGUAAAUGAUUUUCCUACGGACCGUAUCCAAUGUGACUUAGGUAUAAUGGAAAAAUAUGUUUGGUUUCAUAUUGAUUAAUUCAAAGAUCUUAAAACCAUGACGCAAAAAUGGCUGCCUCUCGUUGCAUCACAAAAUAACCCUCAAAAGUAUAAAUUUUUAUUUUUAUGCUUGACGUGUAUAGUGAUUUUUAUUUAUUACGUUUAUAUAACGACUGACUUCAAUGCAUGCACACCUGCGGCGAACAUAAGCGAUCCAAAAAUUUAUUACAUAUUGCAAUGGACUACAGGAGAAGUGUCGCCUUUCUAUCAUAUGGGCAAAGGGCCAAGUAAGUUCGUACAACUCAAUUGUCCUUACCAAAACUGUUUUGUCACUGACAACAGAACGUAUUUACCUCAUAUCAAAGAUUUUGAUGCCAUAGUUUUUAAUGGCAAUGACGUAAUUAGAAUGAAUCAAGAUCAAUUACCUCAAGAGAGAUCGUUGACACAAAAGUUUGUAUUUGGAGCCACCGAGUCUGCCCCAAACAGAAUGGCUUGUAAAGCCGUACUGGAGAAGUUUUUCAACUGGACUUGGACUUACAAACUGGACUCUGAUGUGCGAUGGUCAUAUAUACUAAUUUAUAAUUUGGAUGGUGUUGAAGUUGGCCCGAAACCAAAGAUGGAAUGGCCUGAAGAAAUGAAACCAAUAGAUGAUGAAGAAACUAAAGCUGUAUUGGACGGAAAGUCUAAAACUGCUGCCUGGUUUGUAACUCACUGUACCACUUUAGGAGGCAGAGAAGAUUUUGUAAAAAAGCUAAAGCCAGAGCUAUCAAAGUUAAAUAUAACGUUAGAUGUGUACGGCAAGUGCGGUGAUUUAGAGUGUCCAAGAAGUAAAGCCAAUGAAUGCUACGACAUGUUGAAGAAAGACUAUUAUUUCUACUUUUCUUUUGAGAAUUCUUUCGCGGAAGACUACGUCACGGAGAAACUACUUACCGCAUUAAAUAACUUUGCUGUUCCUGUUGUGUUUGGCGGGGCAGACUAUUCUAGGUUUGUACCUCCAGGCAGUUACCUGAAUGCUCGCGAUCUUGGUCCAGAGAAACUAGCCAUAACUAUGAAGGAGAUAAUGGAAAACAAAACCAGAUAUUAUGACUUCUUUCGAUGGCGCAACCACUUCAGAUACGAACAAGGGGAGAAUGGGAGGGAAAUUUGUAACAUCUGCGCAGCACUGAAUGAUCGACAGAAAGCUCAGAAUGUCGAUAUCCAUGAUCACUUUAGACAGUGGUGGAAUCAGGGUUAUAAUAGUAAAUGUAAAAAUUGAGCAUUUAUGUUUUCAUUAACUGAGCAUAAAAAAAACUACUGUAACACUCAAACCAUUUUCAUAGAACAGAAUUAAUGCAAAUUUGUGGUUUCAAAUUUUUUCGCGGAAUUCUUGUAAAAAUUAGUAAAAUAAAUAGAUUGGUUUGUUUUAUUAUUUUAUAAGAAUCUCCCGGUACACUUUGGUAGUUCUGUAAACAUAAAAAAGACUUUUACAUCAAUGGGUCAUACUUUAGUACAAUAAUAUCCUACUUUGACGCAAACAUAGUUGAUUGUUAUAUCUAUUCAAUUAGUACCAUUUAAUAUAACAGAUAAGAUUGUGUACUAUAAAUUAAAAUACUUAUUUUUACAAAAUCCAAAAAUCUACACCUACCAAAGAUGUCGGUACUACUUAAAAUAAGAUCAUAAAACAAUUAUUAACAUUCUUUGAUUAGUUUUCGCCGGUGCGAAUUCGCAUUUAUACACAUUCGGGUAUAUUUUCCAUAUACGGUUGCUAUUUUCAAAUCGCCUUCAUAAUUUAAAAGGUUUUCUUCAUAAUUUAAUCGAUGUCAAAAGAAGCAAUAUUUGGCGUAGAAAUAUACCUCAAUGUAUGAUGCUGUUUUAGACUAUAGAAAAAAAUGUGUCUAGUCUAGUUGUUAUAGCAAAACUACGAAAAAGUUUCAAACCACUUUUCUGUAUAAAUCACAAACUCUUUGACAAUGAUAUUCCGACAAAUAUGUUAUUGAAUUUUGAAGCUAGUCUGUAAGUUUUACAAUUAAUUUCAAAUUUUUGGAUAAGUCUGCCGUUGUCUAUUAUUCUAAGUUAUAAGUAAAGAUUGUAUUUUCUAUGAAAUAUCUUUUAUAUAAAAAUAAGCAUAUUUGCAGUAGUGGAAUUGUAUUUCUUUAUUUUAUUUUUUACUGAUUUUGAUAUUAUGUAUAGUUCUUAAAAUUAAAGAAUUACAUACAAGAAA